Corylus avellana is the source of this 1763-nucleotide messenger RNA. It is a transcript of the gene ATXR2, whose product is annotated as histone-lysine N-methyltransferase ATXR2. Gene Ontology annotation, molecular function: protein binding; methyltransferase activity. The record is from RefSeq and is a predicted model, not a curated record. Lineage: Eukaryota; Viridiplantae; Streptophyta; Magnoliopsida; Fagales; Betulaceae.
CGCCGUCACACACGCGAGUUGAGAAGCCGUGGAGCUGUUGAGGCAAAACCAGUCUGCUGUGUGGUUUCAAAUGGAGACCGUGUGUCCGGUCGACGCUCAGUUCGGCAAUGAAAUCUCUGCUCUUCUCAAUCCUCCUUCUCCUCUUCAAGUUCAGGGGUAUUUCGAGGAUCUUAUAUCGACGAGGCAAUGGCGUGGUAUCAAAGUGAAACAAAAUGGAGAGUUUGGAAAGGGUGUCUACGCUGACAUGGACUUCAAGGAAGGGGAGCUUGUUUUGAAAGACCAGAUGCUUGUGGGUGCUCAACAUUAUUCAAACAAGAUUGACUGUUUAGUAUGUAGCUUCUGUUUUCGUUUUAUUGGUUCAAUAGAACUUCAAAUUGGAAGGAGGCUUUAUUUGCAAGAUAUAGGAGUUUCUGUGAAUCAUGGAUCUGAUAUGGAAACCUUUAAACACAUAUCAAGUGAUUGCUAUGGGACUGAUUCCUGUGACGGAAAAUACAAUUCCCAUUUGAAAAACUUUGACAACUUGGGAAACUGUGCUUCUAGCAGUUCCAAAGAGAUAUUUAGCAUCCCUAGAGAAGUUGUGGAAUCAUUAAUGAAUGGUGAAUUGGUGUUGCCUCACUCCAAAGAGUUCUCCUUGCCUUCAGCUGUUCCAUGUCCUGGUGGAUGUGGAGAAGCUUACUACUGCAGCAAAUCAUGUGCAGAGGCUGAUUGGGAAUUGUCUCAUUCCUUACUUUGCACUGGGGAGAGGUCAGAAUCAUUAUGCAGGAAGGCACUUAUGAAAUUUAUACAACAUGCUAAUGAAACAAAUGAUAUUUUCCUCCUUGCUGGAAAGGUUAUCGCUUCCACCAUAUUAAGGUACAGGAAGCUGAAAGCAACUCAUCUCAAAGAACAAAAGAAGUCUGCUACACCUAAUAUUUCAGACUGCUUGGAUAUAUCUUUACUCUUGGAGGCAUGGAAGCCAAUAUCAAUGGGACACAAAAGAAGGUGGUGGGACUGCGUUGCAUUGCCAGAUGAUGUUGAUUGUUCUGAUGAAGCUGCUUUCAGGAUGGAGAUAAGAGAGCUAGCAUUUACGUCACUACAACUUCUCAAGGCAGCCAUCUUUGACAAGGAAUGUGAGCCAUUGUUUUCCCUGGAGAUAUAUGGGCAUAUCAUUGGCUUGUUUGAGCUGAAUAAUCUUGAUUUGGUUGUAGCAUCCCCUGUGGAGGAUUACUUUUUGUACAUUGAUGAUCUUCCAUAUCCUGAAAAGCAAGAAGCUGAGAAAAUUACGCGACCAUUUCUUGAUGCUCUUGGAGAUGACUAUUCAGUUUGUUGCCAGGGAACUGCUUUUUUCCCUUUGCAAAGUUGUAUGAACCAUUCCUGUCAUCCUAAUGCGAAAGCAUUCAAAAGAGAAGAGGACCGAGAUGGCCAAGCUGCAAUAAUUUCACUCAAGCCCAUCUGCAAGGGAGAAGAGGUUACCAUUUCAUAUGUAGAUGAGGACCUUCCAUUUGAAGAGAGGCAGGCAUUACUUGCUGAUUAUGGUUUCAAAUGCAAGUGCCCCAAGUGCUUAGCUGAGGAGCCAUGACCAAAACAUUUCAAAAUUUCAGUUAUGGGAAGAGCCUAAGACCUGGACAAUAUGCCUUUGAAAGAGCAUUAAGUCACCAACUUGUAGCUUUUCUUCUUCUUCUCCCUUUUUUUUGAGAUAAUAUUCAGCAUUUCAGGGUUUUGGUUUGUAAGAGUUAUAGACAGUUCUUAUUUUUAUUAAUUCCAUUGUUUUUUCUUGCUUUUCA